CAUUAUCGCGUACAUCUCGGCCUUCUGCGUUGCAGUCCUUUGAUUCAAUCCGCCGGUACCAAUCUCCGUCUUUUCUCCUCCAUACUCAAGCAUCACCAGACUUUCUCCAAUCAUGUCCUACACGAUGGCCCUAUUCCGACGGGUCAGUGCCCAGAUGAAGAAACAGAACUAACGAAGGUAAUCUGGUCCGGGCUAGAGCUUCCACCAAACACAUUAAAGCGCUGGUUGUCUCGACGUCAUGUGCUGUUGCAACAAGGCCUGGCUGUGGAAAGCAAAUCGGCAGAUCAGGUGAUGCUGACUUCGAGGAGACGACGUCAUGGCACCGGAGUAGCUAAGACGAGCCCAGCAGUCACGAUAGCCAGUUCGACCUCCACAAAAGUCAAGCGCCUACUCAGUGCUCACUAUCCGAAGGGAGGACUUGGCCGAGGCCCUUUGGGCCCUCCUGAUUCUGAGGAAAAUAAGAGAGGCAGGCGCGACAAAAUCCACGCUCUGGCUGCUCACAACAUGGUAGAUGCUGAUUUUGUGGUCAUUUGA
Messenger RNA from Protopolystoma xenopodis, 534 nucleotides. The record is from the annotation of a GenBank genome assembly. NCBI's taxonomy places the organism in Eukaryota, Metazoa, Platyhelminthes, Monogenea, Polystomatidea, Polystomatidae.